AUGGGAGGUCGCAAGAAACAACAAGCGCCAAAAGCAGCCAAGAAGUACACUAUUCCAACUGUUUUUGACUGCCCGUUCUGAAACCAGCACGAAUCAGUGGAAGUUAAAAUUGAGACAGAAGCAGCGGUUGGAAAUGUAUUUUGAAGACUUUGUAGUGCAAGUUUCCAGACUUCAGUUCAUCACUUAAUGGAGCCUAUUGAUAUUUACUGAGAGUGGAUUGACCAAAGUGAAAAACUACAGAAGGAAAUGGACUCUAAAGACAAGAAAACACUCAAAGCAGCCACAGGAGAUUUUCAGGAUGACUUUGAUAAUGAGGCCGAAGGCGAGGGAGAUUAUGCAGAUGAACAAGAAGAACCAGCUCCUAUGAUGAAGAAAACUAUUGAAAACCCUGAAGAAGCAGCACCUGCAAAGGACGAUGAUGCAGAAGGGGAGGAAUCUGAUGACUAUGAAUAAAUUUC
Messenger RNA from Moneuplotes crassus, 458 nucleotides. The record is from the annotation of a GenBank genome assembly. NCBI's taxonomy places the organism in Eukaryota, Ciliophora, Spirotrichea, Euplotida, Euplotidae.